AUGGUCAGUACUCGGCGCCAGUCGCGGGCUCUGCCCCCAACUCGACGCGUCAAGCCACGUUCUUGCUGUUCAGACGAGGCCUCGUCCGAGUCUGACUUGACGGAUUUGAGUGCAGAGUCCACGUCGGAGUCAGAGAGUGGGGAAGAGUCAGACGCAUACGAGCGACGGCCUGCCAAGCGAGCGCGCAAGUCUGCUCCGCGCAAAGCAGUCAGCGCCAAGGUUACGAAAGGGAAUGGGCGUCCGCGCGCCCGCGGCAAAGCGGGCAAGCUUUCCAAACUGGUGGACAUGCCGCUGGACAUAUUAUUCGAAACGUUCACGCUGCUUGACCCUCAAGAUCUUGUGCCCCUCUCCCGAACGAGCAGGCUGCUAAGGCAAACACUUCUGUCGUCACAGGCCAUCAUUGUUUGGAGGAACGCCAGAAAGCGUACAGGGGCGCCAGAGCCUGCUCCAGGCUACGACGAGCCUCGGUGGGCGAAUCUGGUCUUCGGAGCCAAAAGGUGUCAAAACUGUGAUGCGCCCAACGUGAAUACUGUCGAUUACCAGCUUCUCAUGCGAGUCUGCACGGCCUGCAAGAAAUCGAAUCUAUUCACCCCUAGCAAGUUCAAGCGUCAAUACCCCGACUAUGAUACCUCUGUAUUGGACCUGAUGCGGUAUACGCAUGUCGGAGGUUGGGCUCACGGCCACGAGACCGCAACGAGGUUUUACUGGAGGGGUGACUUCGACGACGUUUUCAAGGUUGUCGCCAAAUACACCAAAGACAUUUCCUUGAAGAAGAAGGACGCGAAGAAGGCAUACGACGACUAUCGCAAGCGCAGGCUUGCCCACAUAUGUAGUAUUAUGAAGCACGCUGCCCAGUGCGCGAGUUGGGCACGUACGAGCAAAUGGGACAGCCAUAAGGAGGGAGAGAGACUCGCAGAUGCUCGCAGGGAAGCGAUCAAAGCACGACUUCUCCAGCUCGGCCACGACACGCGAGAUGUUGCCAAUGCGGUCAGAAACUGGCGGAUCACCGUCGAAAAGAAGGAGCUCACGGACGCCGGUUGGGCGAGAAUCCGGCGCAAAUGGGAAGACGAGGUAGCCACACAGCGCGCUGACAGGCUUGAUCGGGACCACAAGGUCGUCCUUGACCAACGGAGACAAACCAUCGCCAACUUGUACAACGAGGCGUACAGGAAGACCACCAAGCCCAGCGACUGGGCAAGCAUGGGCUGGCUUGCCCUCCCUUCGUCUGAUGCGAUCAUCAAGCUUGACCCAUUCCGCGAACUUAUUUACGCCGACGUGGACAAGACAUUAUCCAUAGCCGAAUUCGAGCAAGCUCUGCAGCAAAGUGCGCCUCUCAUCGCUGCCCUGAAGAUCGAAAACGAAGAGACUCUACGAUCAGAGCUUGAUCAGGUCGUCAGUGAUGUAGAAAAAGCUGCAGUCAUCCCAGCAGACCAGCUAUCUGCAGUCGAUUUCGUGCUAGAUCUGGCCUUGGCGACAUGUACCAGCUUCCGACCCAAUUACCUGACAUCGACCAUGUUCCCCGGUGACUACGAGCAAUGUCUCAGAGCCCAAGACAUGAUUUUUUGCCGCAAGUACCACAAAGGAGGAUAUAUCGCCUUCUAUCACCGUUCCAGAAAGGCGCUGUUUCCGCGGUACGACGAAGGCCUAUCGCGCUGCGUACUGGCGAUUCUGCAAGUACUGAAGCUACCGACAUCAGCGACCUUUGCGGAGUUGGACGCUCGGGACGCAUGGUUCUUCUGUGGGCACUGUCCCGCUGACAAGCAAUUCAAAGUCUGGGGCAGGAGGGCUUUCAAAUGGCGUGCGGCGGUUAUCCACCAUGCUCAGCGCCACCGGACAUCGCAAGAGCCUCAAUGGCAGCUGCCCUCAGAAAAUGAAGGCUUGCGUCUUCGGGGCGUUCGGUUUGCCCAACUCGACGAAGCGAAGACCUGGGCGUGCGCCCACUGUUGCGCGCACCUGGACGACUUCCGACCGCGCGACCAAAUCGAAGAGCAUGUUCAGACCGCACAUAACAUCGAGGCCCCGCAAAUUGGCAUAGAUGUCCUAUGCACUUCUACAUCGCCAGUCAAUACGGACUCCUUCCGCGUAACCGUCGAUCACCAGCCCAUCGGAAAGUCGCAGCCAGUCGCGAACCGGGAGGAUUGUGCGAAUAUGUGGCUUUGCUUGCUGUGCCCACCGUCGCGCCGAUUGUUCAAGCUCGAAGGGGUCGUAUCGCACCUGAAAUCACCAAAGCAUAAUGUCAAAGCAUGUACCGAAGGCAUGCACUACGAGAAGGCGGACCAGUCGAACCCGACACCUCUAUCUAGAGUCCUACCUCAGAAGCCAGCGACCGUCGCGUCCGAUAGGACGAUUCUUGACUAUGGCACCUUAUGA
Messenger RNA from Schizophyllum commune H4-8, 2370 nucleotides. RefSeq lists its product as uncharacterized. Bases 1 to 2370 code for a protein of 789 amino acids. Lineage: Eukaryota; Fungi; Basidiomycota; Agaricomycetes; Agaricales; Schizophyllaceae. Gene Ontology annotation, molecular function: protein binding. The record is from RefSeq and is a predicted model, not a curated record. The transcript has 12 exons.